Leptinotarsa decemlineata (Colorado potato beetle) is the source of this 384-nucleotide messenger RNA. It is a transcript of the gene Lar, whose product is annotated as tyrosine-protein phosphatase Lar. NCBI's taxonomy places the organism in Eukaryota, Metazoa, Arthropoda, Insecta, Coleoptera, Chrysomelidae. The record is from RefSeq and is a predicted model, not a curated record. Gene Ontology annotation, biological process: protein dephosphorylation. Gene Ontology annotation, molecular function: protein tyrosine phosphatase activity; protein binding.
UACCGAAUGGUCCGCCCAGCAACGUUAUUGGCGAGGCGGUAAGUCCAACUGCCAUCCGAGUGACGUGGGAUCCCCCGCCGGCCAAUCGCAGCAACGGAAAUAUUAUUUACUACAAGCUGCAAUUCGUGGAAUCAGAUAGAUCAGACAGCGAGGCUUCUGUCGUCAAAUUUAAUGGUACAGAAUUAGUACUCGAUGAACUUAAAAGAUGGACGACUUAUAGAAUAUGGGUCUUGGCUGGCACUUCAGUCGGAGAUGGUCCGAGCUCUUAUCCCAUCACGGUGCGAACUCACGAAGAUGUACCUGGAGAUCCGCAAGACGUUAAAGUGACUCCUAUAAAUUCUACGACAAUCAAGGUCAAUUGGAAACCCCCGCUAGCCAGGGAUC